Molecule: messenger RNA, 1746 nt
Organism: Alternaria atra
Lineage: Eukaryota; Fungi; Ascomycota; Dothideomycetes; Pleosporales; Pleosporaceae
Exons: 3
Coding region: 1-1746 (581 amino acids)
Biological process (GO): fatty acid metabolic process
Molecular function (GO): medium-chain fatty acid-CoA ligase activity
Source: RefSeq, a predicted model, not a curated record
AUGGAGGACCGAUGCUAUAUGAUACCAAAGCACUCUGGACGCAACGUGCUCCCGAAUAGUCCUCUCUUUGCGAAACUUCUGCGGGUUGCUAACCGGACAAAUGGGCACGUAGCUAUUGACGACGUCCGCUUGAAUCUGCAGAAGACACAUUUGGAUUUACUCUCGGAUAUGCUAAGCCUACGGGAAAGUAUCACCGGUAUACUGGCGGAUUCGACGCUUAAGGCGUUGGAAAGAAGAGAUGAGGUAUACAUAGCCGUUGUAGCGGCUGGCGGCUAUGAAUACACUGUGGCGGUAUUAGCGAUACUGGCGCUUGGAGCUGCCGUAGUCCCAUUGACGCCAGCCUUACCCGUAGAAGAAGCAGUAUACUUUAUUGAGAAGUCAAGAGCAGCGCUGGUUCUUGCUAGCUCGAUGGACCUGAGUAAAUGUCUUGACCUGGAAAAGCGGAUUGCAUCCAGGAGUAACAAGCUUUUUCGAGCUGUGGCUAUUCAGCCAGCAAUCUCGUCUCCCACUCUCGACGCUGGAAAUAUCAUCAUCUCUUCGGACCGCGCUUUGGAGGAGAAUGCGCCCGCUGUAGUCAUUUUCACCAGUGGGACUACUGGAGCGCCCAAGGGAGCAGUGAUGAGAAGGACUUUUAUCUUUGACUGUGCGCUAGAAGUAGCGGAUCAUUACCAGCUGACUGAAGACGACGUUGUCCUCCACGUUCUUCCGGUACAUCAUGCGACCGGUGUUGGCAUCAACUUCUUCCCAUCCCUUCUGUCUGGUAGUCGUAUUGAGUUUCGUAGUGGAGGCUUUGACUCGGAGCAAAUGUGGGAGCGAUGGAAGCAUGGCGCUAUGGAUCCUCGAAAACGACUGACUAUCUUCUCCGGCGUACCCACUAUAUACAUGAGAAUGAGACGAUAUUACCAACGUAACAUAUGCAAGCUACCUCCAGAUGAGGUAGCCAAGUAUACCGCAGGCGCAAGACAAUUCCGAGCCUGCUUAUGUGGAACGUCAGCGCUACCCCAACCACUCAACGACUUUUGGAGGAACCUAAUGCAAAGGCCGAUUUUGCAAAGAUACGGAGCUACUGAAUUUGGGGCUAUCUUUAAGAUGCGUCUUGAUGACAAGACCGUCCCGGAAGGCUCUGUAGGUGAAAUCGCCAGUGGUGUUGAUGUGAAACUGUCCGAGGGAGACGAGGGAGAGGUGCUCGUAAAGAGCCCGCACAUGUUCUCAAAAUACCUACGUGAUCCCGAAGGAACCGCAAGCGCUCAUGAUCAAGAUGGGUACUUCCGAAGCGGCGACAUCGCGCGGCGAGAGGGCAGAUACUACUUUAUCAUCGGCCGAGCGUCUCUGGAUAUUAUCAAGUCUGGUGGAUACAAGAUAUCUGCUCUAGAUGUCGAGCGCGAGCUGCUAAGCCUACCAUACGUUGCGGAAGCCAUGGUGGUUGGUGUGGCAGAUGAGGAGUACGGGCAACGUGUCGCUGCACUCAUCUCGCUGCAGGAGGAAGAGAUGCCUACCGUUUCGCUGAGAAAGAACGGCGCUUCCCAAAACGUCUUGACCAUCGACGAUCUUCGACAAGAUCUACGCGAGAGGUUAGCUGGAUAUAAGCUACCUACGCUUCUGAGGAUCGCGGAUCGCGAGCUUCCGAAGACAGUCACAGGAAAAGUGCAGAAGAAGAUUCUCGGGCCUCGCUUCUUUCCUGCAGAUCACCAGGAGCGUCCGGAAGUGCAGAAAUGGGUCGCGCGUUCGACCUUGGCAAAGCUGUGA